Molecule: messenger RNA, 1281 nt
Organism: Aspergillus nidulans FGSC A4
Lineage: Eukaryota; Fungi; Ascomycota; Eurotiomycetes; Eurotiales; Aspergillaceae
Product: ketopantoate reductase family protein
Exons: 4
Coding region: 1-1281 (426 amino acids)
Biological process (GO): pantothenate biosynthetic process
Molecular function (GO): 2-dehydropantoate 2-reductase activity
Source: RefSeq, a predicted model, not a curated record
AUGCAAGUCGUCUUCCCCAUGGUCUCGAUCUUCCUGGUCUUCCUGCAGUGCAAACCCACCGCCGCUCUGUGGGACUACACAAUUACCCACGCAACGUGCUGGGACCAGGCCGUCAUCUACAACUUCUCCUGCUGGGUCAGCGCGUACACGACCAUGACCGAUAUCAUCCUUGCCCUUGUGCCAAUCACCGUCUUCUGGAAGCUGCAAAUGCGUCAGUCCACCAAGAUCGGGGUCUGUAUCCUGCUGGGUCUGACAUUGCUGUCGGCCAUCGUGAUUUUGGGGUCUAUAGCACUACAGUAUCGGAGCAUCGCCGAUCCCCGCACUCUGUUCUCUGACUCAACGCUCUCCCCACUUCAUUUCUCUUCCAACCUCCAACUUCGCCCUCAAAAUGGCCAACUCAACCUCAGACUCAGUAAAUGUCCUUCUCUACGGGCUUGGAGCGGAAUCUCGAUCGAUAGCAAGAACCACGGGAAGAACACAUUCCGUCCGGAUCGGGUAAUCCGCGCCCCCUCCGACGUUGCGGGGAGCCACUUUGACUACAUCGUUUGCACGCACAAAGCCUUUGAUCCACGCGGCGCCAUAAUACCACUCGACCCCGUCGUCGACGGAACAACUACGAUUGUCGUUCUGCAGAACGGGGUCGGCAAUGAGGAUCCAUUCCGUGAGAGGUGGCCCGGUGUCACAAUAAUUUCGGGGGUUGUCUGGGUCGGCGCCUCUCAGCCUGCUCCAGGAGUCGUUUACCACACCCAUUCCGAACACACGGAGCUCGGCCUCUUCCCCAACCGCUCGCUGAACGAUGCGUCGCUAGAAGAGUCCCGUCUGCAGACAUUCACAUCCGUCCUCAGCGCUGGUGGAACACAUUUCACCACCUUCGCCGACAUCCAGCCCCGGCGGUGGGAGAAGGUCAUCUGGAACGUCGCGUGGAAUGCCAUCACCGCGCUCACAGACCAGGAUGUAUCAUCCUGGCUGUCCUCUUCCCCGGAUGCAGUACCGUAUACAAGACAAUUGAUGAAUGAAGUUAUAGCCGUUGCGAAGGGAUGUAAUGUCGAGGUUAAAGACGGACUUGCCGAUCAGCUUAUUGAGCGUGCACAAAGGCUGGGUGCGCUCCGGACGAGCAUGCAGGCGGACCGCGAGGCCGGCAGGGAGAUGGAGAUCGAGGUAAUUUUGGGCGUGCCCGUGAAAAAGGGACGCGAGCUGGGUAUUGAUACGCCGCGUUUGGAAGGGCUCUAUGUGCUUCUGGUGGCUAUUAAUAGGCAGAUCAAGGAUAAAAGGGCGAACUAG